This is a messenger RNA of Lizanozyma spartinae, 369 nucleotides long. RefSeq lists its product as uncharacterized. NCBI's taxonomy places the organism in Eukaryota, Fungi, Ascomycota, Pichiomycetes, Serinales, Debaryomycetaceae. Bases 1 to 369 code for a protein of 122 amino acids. The transcript is spliced from 2 exons. The record is from RefSeq and is a predicted model, not a curated record.
AUGGCACUCCAGUUUAAAAAGGGAAAUCGCAAUAUGAAGUUUGCUUUAACAAGCGGAGCUAUUAUUGUGGGUGGAGUAUUCCUUAUUUUAAAGUCUUAUCCUCAUGUCAAAGCAGCUCUCUUCUCAAAGGGUACAUCCACAACCGUAUCUGAAGCAGAUGAUUCUACUCCCGUGGAAUUAAACAAGGAGGAUUCUGAAGAUGAAGUUGUGCCUGAACUGAUCUUGAAUGAAAGUUUAGUCAAUAUCGAACUGAUGUCAGAAGACGAGUUAAAGAAGUGGCUAUCUGAGAAAGAAAUUAAUCCUCCAUCGGAUGCUUCUCAUUCUAACCUUGUUUCCCUUGUUAAGUCAAUUCAAGAAACUUCUACUUAA